Molecule: messenger RNA, 1320 nt
Organism: Bombina bombina (fire-bellied toad)
Lineage: Eukaryota; Metazoa; Chordata; Amphibia; Anura; Bombinatoridae
Gene: ONECUT3
Product: one cut homeobox 3
Exons: 2
Coding region: 1-1320 (439 amino acids)
Biological process (GO): regulation of transcription by RNA polymerase II
Cellular component (GO): nucleus
Molecular function (GO): DNA-binding transcription factor activity, RNA polymerase II-specific; RNA polymerase II cis-regulatory region sequence-specific DNA binding
Source: RefSeq, a predicted model, not a curated record
AUGGAACUUACAAUGGAGAAUCUAGGGAACCUCCAUAGUGUGUCCCACUCACAAGCUGGGGAGUUAAUGAGCUCCUCUCACAGUAGGCAAGCUUCCCACAGAAAUCUGGUGUCCCAUGGUCGACCUGCUAUGGUGACAAGCAUGGCUUCUAUUCUGGAUGGAACGGAAUACAGACCUGAGCAUACACUAGCAGGUCCCCUGCAUCCAGCUAUGAACAUGUCUUGUGAGUCCCCGUCUGGCAUGAGUCUAAGCAGCACCUAUACUACGCUUACCCCACUUCAGCAUCUACCACCUAUUUCCACUGUGUCCGACAAGUUUCACCAUCCUCAUCACCACCACCACCAUCAUCAUCACCAGAGGCUUACUGGCAACGUAAGUGGGAGCUUCACCUUGAUGAGGGAUGAGAGAAGCUUGGCAUCAAUGGGCAAUAUCUAUAGCCACUACCCGAAGGACAUGGCAAGCAUGGGUCAACAAUUAUCUCCUCUAUCCAACGGCUUGGGUACUUUGCACAACUCACAGCAAUCACUGGGCCACUAUGGCCACGGAGGACAUUUAAGCAAUGACAAAAUGCUGUCACCCAACAGCUUUGAUUCUCAUGCUGCCAUGCUGUCCAGGAGCGAGGACCACCUGGCUAGGGGCCUGGGUGCCCCAGGACCUGGUAUGAUGCCUCAUUUGAAUGGAAUGCAUCCACAUGGGCACCACCAUGCCUCAUCCAAUGGCUCCAUCCUUGGUGACAGGGAAAGACAAGCAUCCGCCUCUGGGUCACAGACAGGGGGAAAUGGGCAAGUAGAGGAAAUAAACACCAAAGAGGUUGCACAAAGGAUCACAGCCGAGUUAAAGAGGUACAGCAUUCCACAGGCCAUAUUUGCCCAGAGGAUCUUGUGCAGGUCUCAGGGUACCCUGUCCGAUCUCCUGAGGAAUCCUAAGCCCUGGAGUAAGCUUAAAUCUGGACGGGAGACGUUUAGGAGGAUGUGGAAGUGGCUUCAGGAACCUGAAUUCCAGAGAAUGUCUGCUCUAAGGCUGGCAGCUUGUAAACGCAAAGAGCAAGAACAGCAAAAAGACCGCAACCUUCAGCCCAAGAAGCAGAGGCUAGUAUUCACAGAUCUUCAACGACGCACCCUGAUUGCCAUCUUUAAGGAGAACAAACGUCCUUCCAAGGAGAUGCAGAUCACAAUCUCUCAACAGUUGGGCCUAGAGCUCAACACCGUCAGUAACUUCUUCAUGAACGCACGUCGGCGGUGCAUGAACCGGUGGCAAGAAGAGCCAACAGUUAAUCCUGGGAUUCCUUCAGCAUCCACAAGCACUUUCUCCAAAGCAUGA